AUGCCUUUAUUGGCCUUGAAAAGGUGUCGUUCUUAUAUUUCCAAAAAGUAUUUCUAUACGUUUGGAGUCAAAAGUGCAUCUCAUCCAUUCUAUACAUUAUUCAUCUCCUUGAUCUCUAUUUGUUUCCUGUCAUAUCCCAUCCUAUCAUCUUGUUUUACUUCCCAUCAUGCAUCACCUGCACCGUAUAUAGACGCUCAUUUAUGGCAGCACUCAGCACAUGUACAGGCUGCCCCAGCAGUGCCGCAUCAGCCAUCCUUCGUUGCUCGGCAGAUUCGCAUUACUGAUGCUACCAACGAUACCCUAUCCAAAGAGCUGCUUGGUACAUCACUCUCUAUCUAUCAAGCACUGACUGUAUCCAACAAGCUAAGAGAGAUAUGUGCCACAACGCAGCAUCGUCAGUGCAUCAUCCACUCACCUCUGGCAGUGUGGAAUUAUAACCAACGUGCCAUUGAGCAAGAUACAGACAUUGCCCAGACAUUAAAUCGGCAUCUACAUGAUCUGUCAAAGCCCACAGGCCUAUCGCUACACCCGUAUGCCACCAUGGGCCGUGUUGUCUUGGACGAUAAGGAACACUUUGUAUCGGCUAACUCUAUCAUCUUGACAUUUAUACUCAAGGACACAACAAGCACACAGCAUAUCUGGAAUGACAUGGUGCAGCACACAAUGCAGCAAUUUCCUGCAGUGUACACGCACCCUCUCCAUGUGGAACCCUGUCUAUUGCAAUACAAGUUGAAACUGCCAUUGUCUCUGACAAGCGUGUCGCCCAUCCAGCUAGCAACGACACUGCUAUUCAGUAUGGGGUUGUUUGUCAUUGUGAGGACCCAAUUCUCCAGGUCAACUCUUUUGAAAUCAGCAUCUGGAUUAGGCAUUGCUGCAUUAUUUUUGGCGGUGGCAGGUUACACUACAACCGUGGGCAUAUUCCACUAUUUUUUUCGCACAACCAUUCAUGUCGUACCGUGGUUUCUACAGUUGCUGGUGUGUUGUACCGCUACUCUGGAACAUGCUCUGUGUUUGACAGGUGCUGUCAUAUCCAAGGAAAAAGGUAUUGGCAUCAGGGAGAGAUUAGGCAAAGGGCUGCAGCAGGUAGGCGUCAUCAUGACAACCACUCUUUUGGGCGAACUGUUUGUGCUGGCUACUGGAAGCACCUUGAACGUACCCAAUGUCAAGGCGUUUUGUUUAUUCACAUCUGUCGCUCUGGUUGUGGCAUACAUUUUAAACUUGACAUUGUUUGUGUCGGUGCUCUCGAUUGAUAUCAAACGAGCAGAGUUGGCAGAUCUUGGAGAGGAGGAAUUUGAAAAGAGGGACCAUCAUGCAACAUCACCUACACGUUUCCAUGGCAACAGUGGUAAAUUCAAGACGAGAAGAGCUCUCAAUGCGUUUUUCCUUUGUAUUGUUAUACUCUUGCUCAAUUUUUUGUCUCCUAAUGAACACCAAACACCAAAACAAUCUCUGUCAUCUCCAUCCACAACAUCCAGCAUGAAGCAAUGGAGCCGCAUCUCCACACAGUUUUGGGAAGCAUUGAAUCCAACCUAUGCGGUUGAGACACUCAAAGUACAUGCUCCCUGCGUGAUGAUCGUCUCUUCCACUACAGCCGAUGAGAGUCAGAAGCAGCAAACAAUCAAUCAGCUUACAACUUACUAUAGCAACAAUUUCAAGGCACUACGUCAGUUGAUGAAGCAGCGCAGCCAGCAGCAUUCCAUCUUGGACUCAUUCCACCCCUAUCUAUUGCUAGCCUGCAGCGUGAAUAUACCAAGCAUCAUACUCCUUUUUAUGCUGGUAUGCAUUAUCAUGUGGAUGACACCUUGGAUACGAGAGCAGUUCAUGCUCCCGUUUCUUCGCAAGGCAUUUGUUCGCAUCGUUACCUUGAUAUUGCGUAUUUUGUCCUCCAUGACACCCAUCAAAACAGACGUGUGGAUCAAAAAGGUGGAGAACGAGUACAACGAAGAUGGCAUGCACAUGGGAGCCAUCUCUAUGCAAUCCAGGUUUAAUAUGCUUCAGAACAAAAAUAAGGUGCGCAACGUGUCUAUCAAAACAUUGACGGGCAUGCAUGUCGCUGAUAUUCGAGAUCUGCAUGCGAGUGGCAAUUUGAUCGCCUCGAUUGGACAGCAGCAUGGCAAGAUUGUGCUUUGGAACAAAUCCAAGGGAGAAUGGAUUGCUAGGCUAGACAAACUCAAGAAGCUGGGUGGUGGUUUAAAUGGCUGGGUGGCAGCUGAAAGGAACAUACUGCACUAUCGACACUUGAUGUCUCGGCAAGCCAACAAGAAGCAGGACAUCAAAUACUUACCGCGUGCUCGCUGUAUUCAGAUAGACCAAGACCAGCGAUACAUAGCAGCUGGUUUUGAGUACGGCAUGAUUUGUGUGUGGAAUGCCGACACAGUACACUUGGUUCGCGAGCUCACCGUCGCUCAGCACCAACUAGACGAUCGUGUGAUUCGCCUUCUAUUCAUAGAGAUGGAUCACAAAGACGCUGUACCAUUGCAGCAGGAGAAAUGCAUCUUGUCAGUGCACAGAAAUGGCAAACUACGAGAGUGGAACAUCAACACGGGUGAAAUGACUCAAUGCGUUGAAUCUGGCCAUACACGAGAAAUCACACAGACUCUCAUCAUACCAAAUAACCAACACAUCGAUACCGAUACCUAUUAUAUCAUCACAGCAUCCAAAGAUGGCACCACCCAAUGUUGGUCAAGAACGCCUGGCCAAUGGGCCCAUCUCUACACUUUGACAUAUCAUAACAUGAUUACGUCUAUUGCAGCUCAACAACUCCAUAAUGGAAUGGGUAUUCUAGUGACGGGAUCAAACGACGGUGCUGUGCAGGUAUGGGACCUGGACUCAGGCACUGCCAUCUGCACGCUAUCCAAAGGGGGCGCAAUCAACAAGAAAAUGAGCACUGCGGCCACAGCAGAAGUAGGUGGCCCCUUGUUGCAGUUCAGUACAGUAGCGCGAUCUACUACAUUGGAUGAUGGCACAUACACAGCAGCAAAUGUCUCUCAACAGCAGCAGCAGCAGCAGCAUUUGGUCAAAUCAGAUCACAGCGAUGCUGUAAGUCAAGUGGUGGUAACGCGCAUCAGCAAUCCCGAGUUUGAACAAGACAUGUGUCCUGGAUGUCAUACCGUGAUCAACAGUGGCUUUUUUGUGGCCUCUUGCGCUUUGGAUGAAUCUGUGCAUGCUUGGCGUCUAAAUCGCACGGCUCUAAGCAAGCAGGAAGUGGGAUGCAGUCAAUGCGCCAAAGACUAUCAUCGUCGUCAACAACCGUUAUAUAGUGCCAGGACAGCAAGACCUCCUACUGUAGGGCCAGUCAGUGUGAGACUGAAGCAAAGAAAAUUGCAUGCCAUUUCAAAUGGUGCUAUGGGAAGAAUGUAUACGUCUGGCGAGGAAUCGGAAAGCAUGUGUCAGCAGCAGCAGCAGCAGCAGCAGCAGCAGUAUGAAAUGACACUAAAUGCCUUGUUUCUGGGUAAACUGAGUCAAGAGGCUGGCCGUAGCCUGGUUUUCUGUGAUAACAUGGUGUUGGCUGGUUGUCGUCGUCGCCGUCUGACACAUGGUGUGGAUUUUGAUGACAGUGUUGGAGAUUGGGAAGUCUGGUUCUCGUCAUUGCAGUAUUAUGAGCCGCCUUUAGUAGAAGAAGAUGCAGCCUUAAUCCCUGUCAUCACCUACAGUCUGGAAAAGGACGAUGGUGCGUUCAAUCAGCAAGACGACAUUGCAUCAAUUCAACAGGGAAAAGACGAAGGACUCAACCUAAAAGAGCAGCUUUUGCUCAACGUCUUUGGCAUCAAAAAAGUGCGUAAUAGCAGCAGCAAUACCGUGAGUAGGCCGAAUGCAAUGUCUCGCAAGAACGUCAAAUCAGAACUUGGUUCGGCCGUAAACGCGGUACACUUUGAAGACAUUGAUGACACGAGUUCUAGUACGGUUACAGCAGAAGAUGGAGACGAUGCAGAACAAGAUGACGAUGAUGAAGAGGAAGCCUACAAUGCAUUGCCGUUUGCAACCAUCCGGUGUAUAGUACCGAUCAAUGGUCAUGGUCUCAGUUGCGAUUAUGGCAAUUUUAUUAAGGUGGUGACAUUCAGCAAACAGGAUGGAGAAGAAGAAAAAGAAAAGUAA
Mucor velutinosus is the source of this 4095-nucleotide messenger RNA. RefSeq lists its product as uncharacterized. The transcript is spliced from 4 exons. Gene Ontology annotation, cellular component: Golgi membrane; SREBP-SCAP complex; endoplasmic reticulum membrane. The coding region runs from base 1 to 4095 and encodes 1364 amino acids. NCBI's taxonomy places the organism in Eukaryota, Fungi, Mucoromycota, Mucoromycetes, Mucorales, Mucoraceae. Gene Ontology annotation, biological process: SREBP signaling pathway; regulation of cholesterol biosynthetic process. Gene Ontology annotation, molecular function: sterol binding; protein binding. The record is from RefSeq and is a predicted model, not a curated record.